AUGAAUAUGUUGGAUGAUGAAGAUGACCAAAGCUUUCACGCUACGCGUGACGGCUACUCCCAUUUGAACGAUGUCGAAUGGGAUGCGGUUGAACGCAUGGGUUCAACCAUGAGCAUUCAUGCUGCUAGCGUCAUGCUAGAGGCUUUCAAUAGAGAUGCCCAACAUGCUACUAUCGCCAAGUUCAUUGAAAAUGAACUUGACGCUGAACGCGAGAAAGUAGCCUUGCUUCACCAACAAGGUUCUCAACAAGCAGAGUUGUUGAGAGAACAGGGUGCUCAACAGUUUGAACUGUUGAGACAGCAGCAGGCUGCUGCUGGUGGGUCGAUGCACUCGCGUCGACCCGAAAACUAA
Molecule: messenger RNA, 351 nt
Organism: Peronospora matthiolae
Lineage: Eukaryota; Oomycota; Peronosporomycetes; Peronosporales; Peronosporaceae
Source: the annotation of a GenBank genome assembly